This is a messenger RNA of Syzygium oleosum, 2870 nucleotides long. RefSeq names its product serine/threonine protein phosphatase 2A 57 kDa regulatory subunit B' theta isoform-like. The transcript has 2 exons. Gene Ontology annotation, biological process: signal transduction. Gene Ontology annotation, cellular component: protein phosphatase type 2A complex. The record is from RefSeq and is a predicted model, not a curated record. Gene Ontology annotation, molecular function: protein phosphatase regulator activity. The coding region runs from base 780 to 2354 and encodes 524 amino acids. NCBI's taxonomy places the organism in Eukaryota, Viridiplantae, Streptophyta, Magnoliopsida, Myrtales, Myrtaceae.
CUCAAAAGGAAAGGGGAAACAACAAGCUCCCAACUUUCUCUGUGGGAGCAUGCAGGGGGAAAAAAUCCCCAUCUUUUGCCUCCUUGCCGUGAACGAAUUCCGACCCCAUCUCUUCCUCCUCGGGUCUUAAUUCUCGAGACCCGCGGUGCCGCGAUGCCGGUAGGUGGAUUCCCGUUGCGGGUUUCGUUAGAUCUGCUGGUGUCUCGAUUCUAGCUGGGUCAUCUGAGCUGCUUGUUGGGUCGUCCGCGAGAGGAGGGGGAGGGAGAAAGGUGUGGAAGAAUUUGUUGUUUCCUCUUGUUGCCCUUUUCCCUUGUUUGAGCCUUGCUUGAAUUUGUGAUGUUAUCUCGUUUGGAGUGCUUUCUUGGGUCUUGAAGAGUCGAAAGGGCGUGGUUCUCGCCGUCCUGGAGUAGAAAGGGAGGAUGCUCUGCUGGGUUUUCCUGAUGUGGGAAAAGUGGAUUAGGGGGGCUUUGCUUGCUGAUUUGAUUGAGGUUGGGGUCAGUUGUGUGAGACUUUUGUAGCUAGGAUGGCUUGGUGAUUCUGUUCCGCACGAGGUCAAGCUGGCUUAAAGUGAUCUUUGUAGAUGGAGAAGGUACUUUUCCCAUCUGGAUCGGAGUAGCUUUUUUCUCCGUAUUUGGAGCUGGAUUUGUGAAACUUGAAGCUUCGGGGGUGGGCUGUCUGGUGGAUAGAAUUAGUCUCCUUUUUCAGAUCAUCAUCAAAGGAGUCGUGAGUGUCCUACUGGCCGUGGCGCACCGGGAAGAGCUUCUCUUGUCAUCUCAACUAUGAUUAAUAAGAUAUUGAAUAGGCUGCCAAAGAAGCCAUCUAAGUCUGCGGAUAAUCGUGAAGGUGGGGGAACCUCUACGUCCUCGUACGGUGCUUCUACAAUUUCAAGAAGCAAUGAUGUAGCCGGUAGCCAAUACGGGAAUUCGAGCGGAUCUUCUCUUCCAGGCGUUAAUUCCAAUUCGGGAUUGGGGUUGAACUAUGGAAGUAAGCUCCCUCAGGUUUCAAACUCUAAGCUGAAUGGCACGUUUUCAGCAUCUUCCUACGAGCCUCUGCCUAGUUUUAAAGAUGUCCCCAACUCAGAGAAGCAAAAUUGGUUUAUCAGAAAGUUAAAUAUGUGUUGUGUGAAUUUUGAUUUUACUGAUCCGACAAAGAAUAUCAAGGAAAAAGAAAUUAAGCGGCAGACCUUGGUGGAGCUGGUGGAUUAUGUUACUUCUGCAAAUGGAAAAUUCCCUGAAGUCGUGAUGCAAGAAACCAUAAAAAUGGUGUCAAUAAAUCUGUUCAGGACAUUAACUUCUCCUCCACGUGAGAACAAAGUCCUGGAGGCCUUCGAUUUGGAGGAAGAGGAACCUUCGAUGGAUCCUGCUUGGCCUCACUUGCAAAUUGUGUAUGAAUUCCUUCUCAGAUUUGUGGCAUCGUCAGAAACUGAUGCCAAGCUGGCCAAGAGGUAUGUUGACCACUCUUUUGUUCUCAGGCUAUUGGAUCUUUUUGACUCCGAGGACCCGAGAGAAAGAGAGUACUUGAAAACUAUUCUUCAUCGCAUCUAUGGGAAAUUUAUGGUGCACCGACCAUUUAUCCGGAAAGCCAUCAACAACAUCUUUUUUCGCUUUAUAUUUGAAACUGAGAAGCAUAAUGGAAUUGCUGAACUAUUGGAGAUUUUGGGAAGCAUUAUCAAUGGUUUUGCUCUGCCACUGAAAGAAGAGCAUAAGCUCUUUCUUGUUAGAGCACUCAUUCCACUUCACAAACCAAAAUGUAUUCCGAUGUAUCACCAGCAGCUAUCCUACUGCAUUACACAAUUUGUGGAGAAAGAUUGCAAGCUCGCUGAUACUGUUAUAAGGGGUUUGCUAAGGUAUUGGCCAAUUACAAAUAGUUCGAAGGAAGUCAUGUUUCUUGGAGAGCUGGAGGAAGUUUUAGAAGCAACUCAAGCCCCAGAAUUUCAGCGCUGUAUGGUUCCUUUGUUUCGUCGGAUAGCACACUGCUUAAGCAGCUCACAUUUUCAGGUUGCAGAGAGGGCUCUUUUCUUAUGGAACAACGAUCACAUUGAGAAUCUAAUAAAGCAAAAUCGCAAAGUGAUACUGCCGAUUAUUUUCCCUGCCUUGGAAAGGAACGCUAGAAGCCACUGGAAUCAAGCAGUACAGAGCUUGACUCUGAAUGUGCGCAAGAUCUACUCUGAUGUUGACCCAGAGCUCUUUGAGGAGUGUCUGGUCAAAUUCCAGGAAGAUGAGGUGCAAGAAAAGGACGUCAAGUUGCAGCGCGAAGCCACGUGGAAGCGACUAGAAGAAAUCGCUGCAAUGAAAGCUGCCAGUAAUGAACCUGUGCUUGUGCCCCGCAGAUUGGCACAUGCACCUUCUGGCUAAAAUGGUCCACGAUCUCUUCAAAGUUUCCGAUGCAAGCUAUUUCUGAUCCUUGUGCGAGCCCCCUCCGUUUGGUCCCUGCAGCUUAACGCAUGGAAUAUUCCAGUGCUGUUGCUUAAUGCAUGGAUUCAGCAGUUCACAGUCCUCCUCUACAUGCAAUUUUGGCCGUCACUUAUGGCCGUCAGAUGAGGUGCGCAAGAUGCCUCAUUUUGAGCUUUGUAUGCAGUUGCUGUACAUACCAAAUUUGGGUGGCCAGGACAAACGGGCUCACAUGUUUGUGUGGCGCACCGGUUAAUAGUACUGGUAAGCUUGCUUCUUUUCCUCUCUUAAAGCUGUUAUUAAAGAUGGCGAUAGAUAGCGUGUCGGAGAUGAUUGCUUGUAUGUUGUUAAAUUUGGUUCAUUGGAGAUUGGUCGUUCUCCGCUCAAUUUUAUGCCUCCCUAAAGUUGUUGAGUUCGAGAUGGGAUUGUUGGUUGCUUCCAUGUUUAUGUAUGAAGAAGCUUGGUUAUUAUUUUUGGUGA